GUUGCGGUGGGGGCUCGGGGGCGAGCCGGGCGUCAAACCGGUGUUGGACGCCCAAACGAAUCCCGGGGAGAACGGGGCUGUGAAGGGGCGGGCUGCGCUGGUGUGUCGGCCGCCUGGGCUGGGCGAACCUUGCUGGUGGGGCAGCAUGCUCAGGUGUGCGACUUGCAGCGGUGGAAGUGUGUCCUCAAAAGAGCGGCGCUGUUGAGUCGGCACCUUUUGUCACCGUAGGCAGCUGGCAGUGCUGGAUGAGUCUGUCUCCUUGGCAGCUUUGGCUGUGUCUGACCUGUUUGCCUUCACUGGCUCGGCUUUGGUUGCUUUUUUAAAAUGGAAUGAAGCAGGUUGUUUAUAUCGCUGAGAAACUAGCAGGUGUUUGCAUGCUUUGCUUUAGUGCUAGGAGAGAAGAGCCGAGCAACCGGUAGCUUUGCACAGCUUGAUCUGUCACUGGAGCAGCUGGCAGGGGUGGCAGCAAGAUGAGGAGGUGGGAGCAAGGUUGGGCUGGGUGGCUGCAUGUGCAAAAGGUGGAAGAUACGCAGAACUGCCCAGCAUCAGCCAGAGAAAUGCUGAACUCGGAACACGUACUGCAACAGCGGUGUGUACAGCCAACUUGGAGCUCUUGGGCAGACACCGGAUUCUUUCCAAGAACUUCGAGCAGAGCAUGGAGGUCUGCAGCAGUCAGGUCCAUCCUCUUCUUCGAAUGCAAUGACUCAGCAGCUACAGGAUGAAUUUGACAGUAGCGUGGAGAAUGCAGAAGCUUGGAUGAAGGCCAUCCAAGAGAAACUGAGGAUCAAUGACAACACCAAGGGACCUCGAUCUGCCCUAGAAGCCAGACUAAGAGAGACCGAGAAAAUACGUGCACUGGAACCAGAAGGCAAUUUGAAAAUAGACUUGAUUCUUGUGAAGGCAGAUGCUGCUCUUCGCAGCGUCAGUGAGGAUAAGAAGCGUGAGGUGCUGUCUAAACUGAAAGCCGUUAAAGCCUUGUGGGAAGAGACAGCCAUAUACAUUACUCACUGUCACAGCCGUAUUGAGUGGGUCUGGCUGUGCUGGAGUGAGUACCUGAAAGCCCAAGAUGCAUUUUACGUGUGGAUUCACAACAUGAGGGUGACCUUGGAGCCUGACAUUGAGUUGCAGCUUGGCUUAAAGGAGAAGCAGUGGCAGCUGAGCCAUGCUCAGGUUCUGCUGAAUGAUGUCUUAAAUCAGUCAGUCCUGCUGGAAAGACUGCUAGAGGAAGGUGCUUCCUUGUUCAGCAGGAUAGGUGACCCCAGCGUUGAUGAGGAUGUUCAGAAGAAAAUGAGUGUGGAAUACGAAGGAAUCAGGGAAGAAGCCCAGAGAAGAGUGAAACUGCUUGAAAAGAUAACCAAGGAACAUGAGCAGUACAGCACUAAUGUCAGCCAGUUUCAAUCGUGGCUGGAUGGUGUAAGAGAAAGAUUAAACUGCAUUGCAGAAGCAACCAAGUCUUCAGCAGAGGACAAGUUAAAGUCAUUGAAGGAAAUUGCCAAAACCAUUAGAAGUGGAGGAAAGGAGUGGAAGCGCCUUGAAAAUCAGUGUGCAGAGGUGAUUCAUAAUACCUCCCCACUCGGAGCUGAGAGAAUGAAGGAUGAACUCGAAGACCUAAGAAAAGCCUUGGAGAAGUUGAAACUGCUGAGUAGUGAGGAGGAGGAGAGAUUGCUCAAGAUCCAACAGUCAGAAAGUGCCUAUAACUCCCAAGUCAGACAAUUAGAAGCAGAUGUCCAGGAGUUGAGAAAAGAUCUACAGAGACUAGAAAAUUAUCUGGACUCUGGGGAAGGGGAGAAGACUGAAGAUGAGUUCGUAACUCUGUGGAGAAAAUGCAAUGCAACGAGAAAAGCUCUGGCUGCAGAAGAGUCCAAGGUUGAGAGGCUGAAGGCUCAGCUUAAGGAGCUGCUACGGUUUUCCCAAGAUGUGCAGCCACACACUGAGAGUGUUGUCUCCACAAUACAGCUGUAUCAAAGUGUUAGAAGCAAGGCAUCUAAAAUGAGCACUGAUACAGAAACCCAGCUGAGAAGACUCUUCCAAAAUCCUCUGCAAGAUUUUGAACAGUGGAAGCCAUCAGUCCAAAUGCUCCUGAAGACUCCUGAGCCAGCACUGGCUCACAUUGAGGCUGCUCUAGUUGAAAGCUCCCAGUUCAAAGAGAAGUUGAUGACAUUACAGCUGAAGAAAGAUUUGCUAAACAGUGUCCUUGGUGAGGAAAAAGCAGAGUCUUUCCUGCAAGAAGUCGCUGAAGCUUCAAAGGAGAGAGAAAUUCUACACAAAGGUCUGCUGCAAAGCAAGAGCAAACUCCAGAACUUGAUAUCGCAACAUAAGGAUUUUGACGCUGGUUUCACACCUUUGCAGAAGAAAUUAUCUGCCAUUAAAGCCAAAUUAGAUCUAGAGAAGGAACCACGGCCUGACCUCUUGGGUAAGAAGACACAACUUCAGAGACUCCAGAUGAUCCAAGAUGACUUGGCAGAGCUUGCAAUUCAAAUGGAGGACGUAGAGAAGCUUGUUCAGUCAAAUACAACACACAGACAUGAAAUGAACCAACUUUCAUCUGACUCUCAGGCUCUGAAGAGAUCAUUGGAGAUGAUGAUACAGCAGAGUGAAGAGCGUAUUCAGAAGCAUUGGGCAUAUAAUGACAAACUCUCAGACCUUCAGCAGUGGAUUUCAGCAACCACGGAGAAGAUUGUCUCCUACCAGGAUGCUGAUGGAGAGCAGAACACUGAGGGCAGGGUGGCAGACCUUGAGAGAUGGCUAGCUGAAUUUCCAGAUAAGGAGAUCCAGCUGUACCUGGUGGAAGCUCAUGGCCAGCUGGUCAUGGAGAAUUCUUCUCCAGAGGAGACUGCCCAUGUCCAGGCAGAGCUGGAUCAGCUGGAGGAGUCAUGGAGAUCACUGAAGGAGAUGUCAGCUGCUCUUCUUAAAAAGUGGAAGAUAAAUAUACCAGUGGCUGGUAAGAAGAAGAAAAUAGCAUUUGUGGACAACAGACUGAUAUCUGGACCUGCCUUCCCUCUUUUAGAUGCAGAUCCCAACCAUAAGCAGGAGAAGACAGGAGAAGGGCAAAAUACAAGCAGCGACUUGAAGCUCCUACACGACUUUGAAGAGUGGUUGCAAGGAGAAAACACCAAACUGACCAAAAUUCUUGCUGUGACUUCAUCUUCUGAAGAGGAAAUUAAGGCACGCCAGAGCGAACUGGAGGAUCUUCAGUCUCAUGUGCCUGAUGGCCAGCGUCUUUUUGAGGAUCUUUUUCAUCUUCAACCUGUCAUUGGAAAUUCUGAAGAUUUGGAGGACCUGCAUUACCGAUGGAUGCUCUACAGAUCUAAACUGAAAGAGUCCAUGAGUUCACCAAGUCCUGGAUAUUUGGAAGAACCAGACAGAUUCAGAAAGAAGUGCUCUGGAGGUGUAUGCUCAUUCCUGCGUCGAGUGUGCUGGGCAGCACUACCACUGCAACUACUCCUCUUGCUCCUCCUGCUCCUGGCCUUCCUCCUACCCCCAGCAGAGGACACCCACAGCUGUGCACGGGCCAACAAUUUUGCUUGGUCCUUCAACCUAAUGCUGAGUCACAAGGGCCCCCCUCCAACCUAAAUUCUUGGUGUGACACAAGGUUGCAUUCAGAAGUACAGAUUCUUUGACUUUAACAAUUGCAAGGUGUGUUGAUUUUAGGUGUCUAACAAGGCCGUCGUAUCAACUGGAUAUGUCACAUAAAUGCAACAUAAGAUUAAUCCACUUUAAUCAGGUAUUUAGGCAAAAUUAAUAUUUUUUACAAUAUUUUAUUACUAUAUUUAUAAUGUGUAUAUAGAGAUUAUGUAUGUAUGUACAUAUAUAUAUAUAUAGAUAUAAUAUGCAUAUCUGUGGUCAAACUAACAUCCACCAUCCACUCAUCCACUGUUCAAGGAUAAUCCUUCAAUGUUUCUGUUUCUGCCAUCUUUCAGCAAGGAAUACUGAAUGGUGGUUUUGUUAUGGGGUUUUUUUUGGGGUGAUUUUUAACAUCAGAUUCUUGUUUACAACUAAAGUCAGAGCAAGUAUGAGAAGAUGUAAGCAUGCACCAGAGUGCCAACUGGAGAGCAGGCAGAGUAGAAUCACGUUUGAAUACAUGGUUGACAUUCAGCCCAAGGAAAAUUGCAACUGUUCAAUUUGAAAUCUUGGUCUGGUUUUUCAGUGUCUGGAUGCAGGUAUUGCAGAAGGUGAUGGAAAUGUUUCUACUGACUUCAGUAGGAGUGGGGUGGGCUUUCUCAUUGCUUACCAGAUUUCUUUUCCAAUUACUCUGUUCUCCAGCCCACCUGAAACAGGAGAGGUAGAAUACAGUAGGAAGAAAGCUGGGAAAAUAAUAAUAAUAUUUUAGCAUCUCUAUAGCAGGAGAACGGGUCAUAAAUUUCUGAACAGAUUUGUGAACACUGAACAAAACCUUGUAUCAGUGAUCUUGUCUAUAAAAAGCAGUCGGGUGGUUUUUGUUUGUGGGGUUUUGUGGUUUGGUUUGUUGGGUUUUUUUACUUUAUAGAGAGGCAUUUGGUAACGGAUCAUAAAGCCUGAACAGUGGGAUGCAGCCUGGCUCAGUGUCAGCAAAGCAAAAACUAGAAGUACUUUAAUAAUUCUACCUGGGAAAAAGAUUCCUUCCUAGGAUGUUUUUAUAUUAAUGGUUUGUUAAACUGAUGGUAUCAAAGUCAGUCAAACAUAGAUUCCUGCGUAGUCUGAACUCAAGUUGAUGACAACUUGCCAUUUAUUUACCUAACCUUAUGCCUGAUUUAUCAAAUUUUUGAAUGUAAAUUUUAACAUUACCUUUUAAUGCAAAAGCAAUUCUCACUUUAAUGUGAUGAAACCAUUCUUAGUAGUUAUUUACCUAAUUUACUUCUGAGAGAAAAGGUAAGUUCUAAAAUUUUGUGCUGUUUCUGAGAGCUAUCCCUUACUGUCUCAUGUUUUCAGACACAGUAGUAAUCAUGAAAAAAGAAGAAACAGUUACUUUGCCCAUCCUGGCUGUAGUGCAGGAGGAACUUGUCAUCUUGGUAUCAGUAUGGUGUAUUCAGUGGUGUUUUCCAAUUAAGUUCCAAAAUAAUAUUAAAUCUGUUGUGCAGGCAAAUCUCAGUAGUAGCUGAGAGACUGAAGGAGGAAGUCAUUCUUCUUUAACAAAAGCAUGGAAGUUGUGCUAAAGCAGCAAACUUGGGUAGAAUAGGAAGGCAUAUCAGCAAGGAGCUCGUUAUAGGCACAGAAUAGGGGAGAACAGGCAGAUCUGAGAGAGGACUAGCUAAAGAUACAGAAGAGAGGUGUCCAACCAUUUAUAAAGCCUAAGCAAAAGAGUAACGAUGAACAGAGUCUUGAUGAACACAGAGGACAAGAAUUUAGGUUCUAUGGAGGACAAAUCUCUGAAUCUUUUUGGUUCCCUCUCCCUGCUACAGUGUGGGUACUGUUGCAUAUUAAACAGCUUUUCUUCAGUGAAGUUUAAAGUGGGGCAAAUAACAGGGACUCUACCGGCGUUCUGAGGAGACUGUUCCACUGCCAGGACUCUGUCACUGUGUUCCUAAAAAUGCUUCCGACUACACUGGGUUUGCUAGAGCUGGAUAAAAAUGCCAAAACGCUACUAAAAGUGAGCAGGAGAGUGGAAAUGAGAGGAGAGGGAGCAGGGACGGUGAAGGUAUUCAGGCAUAGUGCCAGGGGAGCUUGAUGAGGAGCUGAAGUGAUGCAGAUUAAAACCUGACUGUCAGGAGGUAGUAGAAGAGCUCUAGAGAGCAGGCAGAGGUGGGCUGAAAGCAGAAAGGUGAGGAGAGAGAAUGUAUGCUGAGCGAUAAGACAUCUAAAUGGGAAGCCAGAGAAGGCCUAUGAUUUCUUUUAUGAAGGAGCCAGAUAGAGAGGAGUUACAAUUCCUCAGAGAAUGAGGCAAAUUAAUUCCUUCUUUGCAACGGUUCUUUCUGGCAGCAGAGAACAUACCUCCUUCUCUCCUCUGGUUAGCUGUGCAACAGCCAUGCGUGUUCCCACAAUGUUCUUCUAAAAAUGCUGCCAGCCCUGAGGGAAGAAACUGAGGGAAGAAACCCCUGUGGCUGCACAGCAAGGAGCUAAUCAUCACACACAUCUCCAUUUCAAAUUAAAUGCUCCGGCAGAAAAGAAGUGUGGGGGAAGAGGGGCAAUAACACAACCUGCUGUAUGUGAUUGUGGGUAUGUGUACUUGUGCACAUACUUUUCUGUGACAUAGCUAUGUUGCACUUCUCUAGGUUUUGUUGAGCUGUUCCAGGUAAUGAAAGUAAAAUGCCAGUGAGAAAGUAAAAAUAAUGAGGAAUAAUAUAAGUGCAAGUGAAAAUCAGUAGGAAGAUAGACAAGUAUUUUCUAUGAAAGCACAAAAUCUCACGACAGGUUUCUUUCUACCCAACCUUUCUAAUCUGGAUGAUUUUUAUGGGUUCACAAAUGCAUUUGACCCUACAGGAGUAUGCAACUGGGGGAAAAAAAUUUCUACACAGAGGACCAUAACAGAGCAAAUGCAUCGUCACCUUGAUGUUUCAGUGUUGUGCCAGGUAUUAAAAAAAACCAAAAGAAACUAAAUUAGAAACACACUUUUGCUGCUGGGUUUGCAAUCAUUUUAUUCUGUAAAUCUCCUAUCUUUAAUCUUGGACUUUCUGGCUUUAAAUCUCAGCAAAUCCAUUCUCAUUACCUUCAGUAAUCUAAAUAUCUCACAUAAGUGAUGAAUCUCUACUUCUUUGCAGUGGAAACUGUCCAAAGCACAGGACUUGGGUGUUUGUCUCACUUAAAACAAUUGUCUCACCUGUCCAAUACAGAUGUGAGAUUUUUCUAAGAAAGAACGAACUAAAAAAAAACAAUACUUCAACCAAAAAUAAGCUUGAAAAGUAAAUCCAUAAUUUACUUUCUUUUUAAUUUUCUUAGUUUUUUUCUGAAAAGUUUGUAAUACUGAAUCCUGGAAGUGUGUGUAAAUAUUAGUAAUCAAGCCAGUAAUUGGAAUAAUGAAAACAAACUGCCCAGUUCAACUUCCAGGAAACUGAACAAAACUCAGAUUCCUCAAAACACAAACUAAAUCAUACAGUUUCCAAAUCAGUCCUUAAAAUUUUGAGCAUUGUUCUUCAUGCCUGAAUCUUUGCUCACAUAUGAUUUGGGGGUUACACCCUCACUUUUAUGCCUAUAAAAUCCCCAGCUCAUAAUCUCUGACACCCAAGUAUAACUGAGAUGUGCUAUAGCUCAGCUUCAAACUGGGGCCACUGCCUUAAGACAUCCCUUGACAAACACCUAGGAUGCACAGAACAGGUAAGCAUCCACAACUGAGGGCUUGCAGUACUUCAAUCCAGACCUAACCACCAUCAAAGGGUGCUAAAACCCUCUAAAAUCGAUUGAAUGUGUUUGAACUUGUAAAUUGUUUGUGCAUUUGGCUCAGGCCCUGUGCCUAUAUUGCAUGCAGAUACCCAGCCUGUUCACAGAGCAGAGCUCUUGCACAUCUCUCUAAGCACUUUUGCCUGCACUGUUGGACCCAGUUUGAUGACCACAUUAAUGACCCUUCAGCAUUGAAGGUAAAAUCCUGCGCUCCAGUGCCCAUGCAUUAAAGUAAGAAUUCUUCACAGCCCCAAAGGCAUGCUUCAAACCCAGCCUUUGGAGUGAAAACAAGCCUAAUUUAUAAAUUUCAAUUGAUUUUGUAGCCAGAUGAUUUCAACAGAAUUUUCCAUGACUGCAAUACAGCAAGGUAGCAAAUUGCCAUUGUGCCACAUGUCUAUUAAUAGUCCUUUCUCUGAUUCCAGCUAGCACUUUAGACUGUAUUAAAUAUUAUUGAUAUAUGCCCUCUCCAGAAAUCUCUGUAUGAAAAACAUGUUCAGUUCUGUGCACACACAUGAAAAAUGUUGUAUUCCCGUUAGCAUAGAAUCUCCAGAGCAACCAUGAUUUCUACCAAGUACUAGCUUAUUUGCCCUGACUGAGAUACUUAGUAAACUCAAACAUUUGGGACCAAAAAGAAAGCUACUAGCCUAACUAACUUAUGAUUUUGAGAGCUUAUAAAAUGGCUUUGCACUUCUCCUUAAUCUUUUUUGUUGGGAUGGUUGAAGACCUCAGAGAGAAGAAAUGUCUCCAGAAAUGGCCAUCACUAGAUACGCAGAUCAUAAUGUCUGCACGAGAGAAAAAAAAAAUCGGUGUUCUCUUUAGUUGCUCUAGGACCUCAGGAGUUUUCUCCAUCUGAUGUCCCCUUCAGUAUUAAAUAGGAAAUGUUUUACUUUGUUGUGUGUGCAUGCACAUCUCCUUAGCACUGAGAUUUGAAGAACGAGUUCAUAUACAGGGAUUCUUUUAGCUUGUGUGGAUAAGAACAUUGUCUUCUUUUCUCCAGAAAAGCUAAAACCACUGUGUGGCAGAGAUUGCCAGAGCAAACAAACCCUUUUGGAAUAACUGAAGAUUACAGACUGAAAUAAACUGGAGCACUAGUUUUGCCUUUCAAGAAAUGCUGGUAUCAAUACCCCAAUAAACAUGUCAUUGCCAGGCAUCAUAGGUGUCUUUCAGAUCAUGUCCACAGGUUAUGUGCCCAGCUGGGUACGUGAGGACUGCUUUCAGAGACUUCACUAUCUGCUGGACAAUGUCAGUUACUAGUCUGCAGCUGAAAACACGUUUGUCCAGUGAACUAUAUCAGCUUUUUCCAGCAUCGGUGGGGGCUGUCGAGGAUAUUAUUAGUAGUUCUCAGAUCACUGACCAGCUCUGAGCCAUUACAAUUUUAUUGCAUUAAUCUGUUUGUCAGCCAUUGGCAGGUCUCAGAAACCACUUUACUAAAAUACCAAAGAUGAUAUUGUUGGUACAGACAUCAUGAUUCAUUCACAAACCAAUCUUAUUAUUUUUGCCAUAUUUAAACAUAAUUAUCUAUUGAUUAUACUGUAUUAUAGAUGUAUUAGUCAUAGGUGUUGGGUGACUGCAUCGCAUGUUUUAGUCACAAGGCUUUUUGACUUGCGCAGGUAUGUUUAAGAAUUGUGGCUUCAUUUCGCGCUUGUUCAAUGGUAAAACAAAGCAAACCAAAGAUUCUUGAAUGUAGCAUUUUCAAAAAAAAAAAAAAAAAAAAGCAGGAUGGAAUAAUCUGUCAUAUAGUUGAUAUAAAAUACGUGUGUGUGUACCAGAGAGUUACCAGUAGAUCUGGAAAGAAAAAGAAUAUAUGUUAGGAAUAUACCAAUUCAAGCAGUAGUCUAAAUGGCACCUCUGCUACCUAAACUACUCCAGCAAUUGCCUGAUUUUAGCUCAUUGUAUGUGUGAGCUAACCACCCUCCUCCUAAUAAAGUGUGGCUGACAUCAAACUGAACAGGUUAAGGUACAACAUCCCAGUGGAAGCAGCAGAAGACGUUAGGUCUUCAAAAGGCAGCCUAAUAUCUCAGUGCAAGAGAUGAACAUGUAGGUUUGGCAUAAUGAGAGCAACCCAGGACUAAUGACACAGCAGCAAGGGUUUGCUGUCCUGCUCUGCCAGACAAAAUUUUGACAGUGGCUGUCAGCACUGUCCAUUUUCACAUCCCUGACUAUGAAAGGAGGCUCCCCUCAGGGUGAUUCACUCUAGCUGAGAUCUGAGCCUUGGGAGUGGUUUUUUCUUGUCGUUGAAUACAGAAGAAACUGCUAAAUCAAACCUCUUCAGUGACAGAUCAGUGGUAGGUGGUAGGCGCUGAUGCUGCAGGAAAAGGUGCAGGUAAUGCUAUUGUAGAUAGAAAGAUAGUCACGAAGGUCUCUGUUCAGUCCUUAGGAAUUCGAUUCAUUCUAGAACUGAAGUAGGAGGGUUUUCUGUUCCUUUGCAAGUAAAUGCCAGAUGUUGCCUUUGGUCUUCUGGAUUUUGGGGGCAAGCCUGUUCAGUGCCUUACUGAAUGCUCGUAGUGGCUUUCAGGCUUCAGAACUGUUAAUGGCAGUGAGUUCUACAGCCUUCCUAUGAGUUGUGUGAAAAAGGUAUUCCCCUAAAUUGGUUUUGAAUCAGAAGCCUUUUAUUUGAGGGGUGGGGGUUGCUUGGUUUUCCUUCUUUUUCACCUCUGUGUUGGAUCCAAGGAAGCAGAAAGACCAGAAUUACCCUCUACAGAUCAUGCUGUCUUUCCUUCCUUUACCAGAGCAGAGGACAUUUGGCUUUGUCUCUUUCCUAAAGUAAAUGAUCCCAGUCUUUUCUCCUUCUUUUCAUGUUACAGUUCUUCCACACCCUUGAUCAUUCCUGUCACCUUUCUCUUACCUGUUUCCAGUGCCAGGUCUUCCUCCAUACAUAGAGCAAAAACUCUGGUCCUGUUUCAAUAAAUUGAAAUUCAAGAUUUUUUUCCCCCAUUGCAGUGCCUCCUGCAGAUGCCCUGCCUCUUUCUGCUGCCCCUUGUGUCAAAACAGCCUUCGUCACUAUCUGAGGAGGCAUUGGUCCUUGCCAGCCAUCUCUUCCAAGUCUCCUAGCCAUGUCCUGCCCUCAUCUGCCUUCUGUGUUGGUUAUUCACAUCUGCAGAUGGGAGUGCGAGGGUGUCAUUAAACAAACAAUUAUUAAUAAUGAAAGCUUUGCCAUUAGCGUUGUUCAUAGCCUGCCCAGACCUUUUUCUCUUCUUCUCUCUAAGCAGGUUUUGAUGUAUAAUCCAAUUACUGCACGCAGAAAAUUGCCCCUUAAUCAGCAAAGAGGACUGGUGUUUCAGUUUCAGCUCUUACUACCCUCAUGUUGUCACUGCCUGUAUAAGCAAUCCCACGUGCUGCUGGGCACAGGGCUGGACACUCCAGGGUGUGUGUGCUUAAGCUGCCACCAGUGUUUGAAUGUCACUGUUAUACACCCUAAUAAGCCAGGGCCUUUUUUUUUUUUUUUUUUUUUGAGCUUGGAAAAAAAAACCCACCAAAAUGGUUGCUUUUAACCAACUGAUUUCACAACUCAUUUAUCAAGCCCUAUAGCAAACCAUUUAUUUUAGCUCCUUUUUGCUCCAUCAAAAGCUGUGUGUUAAAAGGGAGAGUACAUUUCAAGAGGCUGGGAGCUGAAGGCAGGCUGCAGUGCCACCUGCCCUCGCUAGCUCUUGGCCAGGAGGCCGCCGGCUAGAAUUCAGGGGUAGGAGCUGUUCUUUUUCCUGAAGUGACUCCUGGCUUCAAAAUCAAAUUAUUUCUUUUGUCAAGUCCAAUAAGCACUGAACACCACAGACUUUGUUUCACUACAGAUAUGAAUGAAUGCCUCUGUACAGUACUUUCCGUUGCCGUGAAAUAUAUAUAUAUGUAUAUGUCUGUAUAUAUAUAUAUAUAUGUAUGUAAUGGGGAGUGUAAUUAUUGUUCUACUUAAAGCAAGGUGACAUUCCACUUCAAUGUAACUUUCAAGCGCAGCUCUUAAGAUAAAUUGUGUCUUAAAGGAAAGCUGGAAGGGUAUAGAGGUAUGUGUUUUAAUGAGCUUUAGUAAGCUUUGAGUUAAGGCUUCAGUCUUUAAGGCAAAAAGCACCCAAGAUGAUUUUCCCAUCACCUUCCCAGAUCAGACCCUGCAAGAGUUUAACCUGGGAGUCACUGCUUGAGCACUGGCUAUUCCUGAAGGUAUUUGAAUGCUGCAUGUACAAACUGUGUCCUCAACUGUCCUCAAACGCCAACCUCCAUUUUGUACAUGUACUUGUCUGGAAGGCGAAAGACACAGCUAUGUCGUGCUCCAAGACCCUGAUGGUCAUUUUUGGCUCAAGAGAUGUAUUCCUUUUGAUCAGUGUCACUCUUUCCAUUAUAUUUUUUUGUCUUUUAAUUUGUGCUAAUGGAGUUUAUCAGGUGAUUCCUGGAGGGCACACUCCACUUGCCCAGCCUCAGAGCUUCCCUUCCAGCAACAUACCUUCUUCUCAUUUGUUUACUUGGGUGUACUGGACCACUGUGAAGCAAUUGCACAAGCAAUAACGGGCGCGUUGCACUUUUCUGUCAUUGCCUUUUGUAAGACAUAACACUCCACUGACAUUGAAAAGUGGUAGGAGACCCAGAAGCUGCGUUGUUGCUUACUGGCAAUAGAACUGCUGUACAGUUCUUCUGCAGGGGACCUGUCCUCACUCCUUGAAGCAGCUGGCUGUCUCAGGCCCAAUUUAAUUCACAAGGCUGGAUUGUAAACAAUCUUGGAUCCCUUCAGCAACACUUCAUCAGUCUUGCUUCCAUCCGUUUUUGUGUUUUUGUUUAGUUUCAAGCUAGAAGCAAGUUUAAAGAAAUGUGCUAAGAGCAUAGAGGGUGAGUAAAUAUCCCAUAUAUUUCACAAAAAUUACAACAAAAUCAAGGGAUUUACUCUCACAUUGAACAGAACUAAUAAGAAGUUCUAACCGAUGUCUUAAAAAAUUACUAAGAACAGCGUGAAGUGAAGUUUCUGCAAUCAAACCAUUCUCUGCUUUUAUUAUAAAAAUCAGCAAUGUUGAGGUGUAUUUUGCCACCCUCUUUUAGAAGUGACCUGGAACUAAAAUAUGAAUCCUCCCAAAUGGGAGGUUUGCUGGUACAGAUCUAAAUUUCACCAGUAUGUCCCAUGUUAGAUCACCCACCUCUGGGCAGAGGAAACCUAAGGCUGUUCACAAGAGAAACUCACGUUGUGAAUGGUUUUAAAAUUUUUAGAGCUCUUGCCCACUUCCAAAUGUCAGUAAUGGAGGGGAUCAGAAACCUUCACGUGAACCCUGUGCAUUGUGCAUGUUGAAAUCCUGGCUUAAAUUCAGGUCUCCACAUCAGCUUCUUGUGAAUGUUAAUAUUCGAGUAGAACAAAAAAGUUAGAGGCAAUUACAGCAUGAACAUCUCUUCUUGUUUAUGUAUAGUAGCUGAUAGCAGAGUCUGUAAUAAUAAUCUGUGUUUAUACAUGUGCUGUUCAAUGUAACAGUUGGGUACAAAAUACCUUUUAACUGUCACAGGAAAAUAACUGGAUUGAUGUCACUUUUUGUUUGUAUGAAUAUAAUUAUUUGCCUUGCAGGGACCAGUUCCAUUUUUGUCAUGUUAUUUCUGAUUUUUAUAUACAUUUGUGAUAAAUUAGGCUCGUUUCUAAGGUAAACACAACUGCAGCCAAGCAGCUGUCUUUGUACAUUUGCGUGUUAUCACAGCUGAUAUCAAGUCUAAGUCAGACUCCUUGUCUUGCUUGGAACUUUCUUUAACCUUUCUGGCUUAUUCAGGUAAAUGCGGACCAGUCUAUUUUCUUAUUAAAGAUACGGCUUUUUGAAAAGCUGAACUUAUUUUUUAAAUCCUUUCUUUUUACAAUUAUUGAUUCAGAAAGACUGUAGCAAUCAUAUUUUUCUAAACUGCCAAUUGCUUUUGUUGGGAAAUGAUAUAUAGAUACGUAUUUUAUUCUACAGAUUUCCAUGUAGUUUUGAAACUCUUUGUUUUCAUAUAUAUCCUGUUUGUUAGAAUUAUCUCAGAAAGCUGUAAGCUUCUGCAUACUGACUAUGAAAUUGUACAAAAUGCAGCUGCAUACAGAGACUGACUUUAUUUUUUAUUUAAAUUGUUAGAGCUAAGUCAUCUUUAGUGUUUUGCCAUGCAAGACAUACGGAAAGAAAUCAGGUCAUUGUUUCGAAGGGCUGGAAAGUGUUAUGUGACACUUCCUAAAAAGUCUCAACUGAAAGUCAGGAGAAUUUACUCUAGAAAUGGUGCCAUUUGGGGCCUGAUUCCAGAGUUUAUUCACACUGUUUAGGACCUCAUUUCACAAGCACUCCCAUGCAUUUCACAGGAAAUACUAAAAAUAAGAGCCUAUGAUUUGUGAAUAGCAGUGAUAGAAUAAGACCCUUUCUGAUGAAGAACGGGGACUUUUCACUAGUGAAGAGGCUAUAUUUUGACUAUUUCAGAGCAACUUUUCAUGUUCUUUCGGUGCUGUGGACUCCUGUGUAUUCCAGAUUUAUUCCAUAGCUGAAGUGCCAGAUUAAAUCAAUUGAAGCCCUGGGCGCAGAUAAACAUAAUAAAAAGCUGCAGUGAAAUAUUGC
Messenger RNA from Falco peregrinus (peregrine falcon), 13811 nucleotides. It is a transcript of the gene SYNE3, whose product is annotated as spectrin repeat containing nuclear envelope family member 3. NCBI's taxonomy places the organism in Eukaryota, Metazoa, Chordata, Aves, Falconiformes, Falconidae. Gene Ontology annotation, cellular component: cytoplasm; meiotic nuclear membrane microtubule tethering complex; nuclear outer membrane. Gene Ontology annotation, molecular function: actin filament binding. The transcript has 18 exons. The record is from RefSeq and is a predicted model, not a curated record. Gene Ontology annotation, biological process: nuclear migration. The coding region runs from base 700 to 3573 and encodes 957 amino acids.